AGUUUGUGAGUGAGACUGUCAGGUUUGCGUAGCGGUCAGACCCACAUGCACAGUGCGGACACGUUGGUAAGUUUGUAGAUUAACAGUCUUUAUUCCACAAUCGUAGUCAAAGGCAGGCCGGGUCAUACACAGGUGAUCUAUGGUAAGUACAGAAGGAGCAGGCAGAAUCAAGUCCGGGGACAGGAAGGGCUCGUUAAGAGCUAAACACGGCAGAGGUACAGGUAGGGAGCAGGCUUUCUCUUGGUCAGACGGUCAGGUACGUUACCAGCGUUUCCACACUGAAGGUACAGGCAAGGAGCAGGCAGGAGUCAGGCUCCAAAACAAGAUCAAGGACACGAUCGACUAUACGAGAAUGCUGGAACGUGGUGAAUACACACGACAAUCUGGUGUCUGACUGGUGUGUGAGGUGGUGUCUAAAUACUGGUGGUUCAUUACAUGAUUGCUGACAGGUGUGCGUGAUGAACUUGGGAAAGCAUGGAAAACAGGUGUGACAUGAGUGGAGCAGGAAGUCCUUCAAAGUAAAACAGGAACUGGAACUAGAACAUGACAGAGACUGGGUGAAUCAUGAUCAUAAGACGCGUGGGUGAGAUAAAAUGUUAAAUCUAAGUUGAACUGGUUGUUUUUCUAGAUCUGAUGUUGAUCAAUGCUGGUAACUAAUGAAAACAGGCUACAAGAAGGAGAAACAGUCAGGAUGAUGUGGAGUCUCUUGUUCAUGUCUCUGAUCAUUGUGUCAAACACACAGAACCUGAUAAAAGUCGAGAAAACAUCUCAGUCUUCAACCUUUACAUAUGGUUCUGUUACUUACUCUUCUGAAAGAGCCGUUGUUGGGAACUGGGCACAAUGUACUGAUACAAAUGCAAGGAACAACAGCUGGUGGAGCGCUGACCUGCUGGGCCUGUAUGAGAUUUAUAAUAUCAUGAUCUACAUCAUUAAUCAAAGUAACAUUAAAAUGGAGGGAGCUCAGAUCGUCAUCGGGAACUCAUCUGAGAAGACGAUUAGCACCAGCAACCUGUGUAAAACCAUCACAAACUUCACAUUGAACAAAAACAACACUUUUCAGUGUGACGGUGGAUCAAUGUGGGGACGCUAUGUUACCAUAUAUUUACAGACACGCAUUCUUAUUCUGUGUGAGGUGCAGAUCUACGGAAUAAGGAAAGGUUUGAUGCUGAUUCCAGAGAACAGGACAUGGUUAGAUUCACUGAUCUACUGCAGAGACCACAACAUGGACCUGGCUUAUAUCCAUGACAAUGAGACCCAGGCCUAGGCUGAGUUGGAGCUACAGAACUCCAACAGUCCCUUUGUGUGGCUGGGCCUUCACUACACCUACACACUGGGGUCAUGGGUUUGGGUAGAUGAUCAUCCUGUACAGUACGAAAACUGGGAUCCAAAUCAAAACAGAAAAGAUACAUGUCACAUGAGUGUUGCCAUAAAUAAAGACAGCCAUUACUGGUACAGCAAACCUGACAGUGAAGAGUUUAAUUUCAUAUGUAUCAUAUAAGAGAAAUCACUGUCUAUUGUACAGGUGUCUAUGGUGUGACUGUUACAACAAUACAACAUUGUCUUUUUUAGUCUUUCCUAAAGUCUAUUACAGCUCCUUAGUUUUACUGAUGUUCACUUGGAGGUGGUUCUGUCCAAACCAGUCCACAAAUCUGUCCACCACUCCCUGAUUCUCUGUGACGUCACCACUCUGGAUUCAUCCUACAGUAGCAGAGAUUAGGAAAAAUUAUCCAACUUUUAUUUUACAUUUUUUCUAUUUACUGCUUUGUCUCAUGUUUGUAUGACAUUUACAAUAUAUUCUGUGCACGUUUGCUCACAUUAAACACUUAUAUUUGUA
Betta splendens (Siamese fighting fish) is the source of this 1834-nucleotide messenger RNA. RefSeq names its product fucolectin-1-like. Lineage: Eukaryota; Metazoa; Chordata; Actinopteri; Anabantiformes; Osphronemidae. The record is from RefSeq and is a predicted model, not a curated record. The transcript is spliced from 5 exons. The coding region runs from base 644 to 1264 and encodes 206 amino acids.